AUGGUCAUGCCCUUGGCAGUCUAUCCACCGCUUGAACAUAAUGUCUCGCGUCACGAAUACACUGUACCGACCAACCAUCACCAUAUGAUGAUGAAGUCGUUGAAGAAAAUGCCACCACUGCCUCCUCCACUGCUGGACGACGAGGUCGAACAGGAUCUUCUGCUAAUGCCAGCCUGGAAACAGACAAAUGGACAGGAGAUUGUCUAUGUGGUCCACCGGAAUCGUGCCGUUACUCGUGAAGUUUACGAAGAUGGAGUAAAGAAAACAGCGCGUUACGCAGGCGAAUUCACAGACGUAAACUACGAGCCGUGGAUAGUUUUCGUCAAUCAUCUUCCUGUCGAAGAUAACAAUAUAUUCGAAGAAAUGAAGUGCACGCAACCUGCUCAUCGCGGACAUAGUCCUCAGUAUGGUUAUCUCCCAGAAGAUUACGCUGGUGGAUACUUACGAAAGAAUGUUGCCAUAUUGGAAACGAAACUCACUGAGUUGGCUGCAAAACGUGAAAGCCAGUGAUAACGU
Cylicocyclus nassatus is the source of this 516-nucleotide messenger RNA. The record is from the annotation of a GenBank genome assembly. Lineage: Eukaryota; Metazoa; Nematoda; Chromadorea; Rhabditida; Strongylidae.